UCUUUCAGAUCCUCUGCCUAUUAGCUCAUUUUUGUUCUCUAAUUGUCCCUUUCACCUUUUCUGAUUCUGCCUUUGUCGUCUGGCUGGCCCUUCCUGCGUCUCACUCCUGUCACAUUCUGCAGAUCUCAUUCUUCACCGGCUCUCGCUUCUCUAAAGAUUUCCAUCUCACCUUCUUUCUUGUCUACUUCUAUUUUAUUCUGUCUCAUUUUUCUCCCACACCUUUUUAUAUUGAUAUUUUCGAUAUAUUUCCACCUUACAAUUCUUCCCCCCCCCUGUUCUUUUGUCUUUUCUCAUUUCAGUACACUUAUCCUACACCACUCUCUCUUGUCAUCUGCAACCUCUCUCUUCCCUUCCUAUCUCUCCCUCUUUCACAUCUUGACUUUGCUAUCCUGGUAAUGAUAUCCCAGUCAGGCUCAGACCCGCACUGCUAUUACAGCCUCUAGCUCUUCCUUAGGUCCCUAUGUCUAAUCCCCGAUCCUCCUCCUCCCCCCACAUCCCUGAGGUCACCAUGUUCAGACGCAGCAAGAGUUGCAGAAGCAGCAACCGGAAGAGUCUAAUUCUUACAAGCAGCAGCUCUCCUACACUUCCACGUCCACAUUCACCUCUUCCGGGGCAUAUAGGUGGCAGCCCCAUGGACAGCCCACGGAAUUUUUCUCCCAGUGCUGCUGCCCACUUUUCCUUUGCAUCCUCUCGCAGUAGGACAGAUGGCCGCCGCUGGUCUUUGGCCUCCCUUCCUUCAUCUGGAUAUGGAACAAAUACCCCAAGUUCUACUGUUUCUUCCUCUUCAUCUUCUCAAGAACGCCUGCACCAGCUUCCCUUCCAGCCCACACUAGAUGAGCUGCACUUCCUCUCCAAACACUUUGGCAGUACGGAGAGCAUCCCUGAUGAUGAUGGAGGUCGCAGGUCACCGGCAGUCAGACCCAGAUCCCGCAGCUUGAGUCCUGGCCGAUCUCCUUCCUCCCAUGACAAUGAAAUUGUGAUGAUGAAUCAUGUAUACAAAGAGCGGUUUCCCAAGGCCACAGCACAGAUGGAGGACAGACUUCGCAUGUUUAUCUCAAACUUCUCUCCUGAGAACGUGUUGCCAUUGGCUGACGGAGUCCUGAACUUCAUUCACCAUCAAAUUGUGGAACUAGCGAGAGACUGUCUAAGCCGGAGCACCGAGGGGCUAAUCACAAGCGCUUAUUUCUACCAGCUCCAAGAUAACCUGGAGAAACUUCUGCUGGAUGCAGUGGAACGUUCUGAAGGUACAGAGGUUGCCUUUAUUGCUCAGCUGAUGAAGAACCUGCUGAUCAUCAUCUCUCGGCCGGCCCGCCUGCUUGAGUGCCUGGAGUUUAAUCCUGAGGAGUUCUAUCACUUGCUGGAAGUGGCUGAGGACCAGGUGAAAGAGGGAAACCUAAAGACAGACAUUCCCCAAUAUAUCCUACGCCAACUGGGCCUAACCCGUGAUCCCUUUCCAGAGGUGGCAACCCCCGAGGAGCUGGUCUGUGUGGAAUCCCAUAUCACGGAGAGUGAGGAUACAUCAGAGGGAAAAGGUGGAGCAGUCUCUAAACCCAUAAAAGCCCCUGAAGAGAGUGACUUUGAAAACAUAAAAUUGAUCAGUAAUGGAGCAUAUGGUGCUGUAUAUCUGGUGCGUCACAGAGAAACUCGUCAACGGUUUGCUAUGAAGAAGAUAAACAAGCAAAAUUUGCUUCUGAGAAACCAAGUGCACCAGGCCUUUGUAGAGCGAGACAUACUGACUUUUGCACAGAAUCCAUUUGUGGUCAGCAUGUUCUGCUCCUUUCAGACCCGUAGGCACCUCUGUAUGGUCAUGGAAUAUGUGGAAGGGGGAGACUGCGCCACUCUUCUAAAGCACAUUGGUGCGCUACCACUGGAGAUGGCGCGAUUAUAUUUUGCAGAGACAGUACUCGCUCUGGAAUACCUACAUAAUUAUGGAAUUGUGCAUCGGGAUCUUAAACCAGACAAUCUUCUUAUCACUUCAAUGGGGCAUGUCAAACUAACAGAUUUUGGCUUGUCCAAGAUGGGGCUCAUGAACCUGACCACUAAUUUGUAUGAGGGACACAUUGAGAGCGAAGCCAGAGAGUUCCUGGACAAACAGGUUUGUGGGACGCCUGAGUAUAUUGCUCCAGAAGUGAUUCUACGUCAGGGUUAUGGGAAGCCUGUAGACUGGUGGGCCAUGGGCAUCAUCCUUUAUGAAUUUCUGGUGGGCUGCGUCCCUUUCUUUGGGGACACUCCUGAGGAAUUGUUUGGUCAGGUGAUCAGUGAUGACAUUGUUUGGCCAGAGGGGGAAGAAGCUCUUCCAGCAGAUGCCCAACAUCUAAUCUCAAGCCUUCUGCAAACCGAUCCUCUACUCAGACUGGGAACCGGAGGGGCAGUUGAGGUGAAAACACAUAGCUUUUUCACUGAUUUGGACUGGAAUGGAUUACUCAGACAGAAAGCUGAAUUUAUUCCCCAUCUGGAAGCUGAAGAUGAUACUAGCUACUUUGACACACGGUCAGAUCGGUAUCAGCACAUAAACUCAUACGAUGAAGAUGAUACAAACGAUGAAGACUCUGUUGAAAUCAGACAAUUCUCUUCCUGCACCUCAAGGUUUAGUAAGGUGUACAGUAGUAUGGAGCAGCUUUCCCAACUUGAGCAGAAACCUCCCACUCCUCCUCGAGACUCCAGCAAGCAAGAAAGGUCUGAGAGAACCACCAAAAGAGAGACUCUGGGGGGAGUCACACUACGAGACCGCUGCUGGAGGACUGUGUCUCCUGAAAUGAAGCACUUCUCAGACACAGCUGAAGCUGACUCCAGUCCCCCAUUGGCUGCUAGACGGCGUUUCUCUGCCUUGGUGGAUACAGCUCGCUUUGUGGCUCCCUUGGAGGCUGAGAUGGAAUUCAGAAUUAGGAGCAGUAGUGGAUCACAUAUAGGACUGUGCAAAAUCCCUCUGGGAGAGCUGGAGGCAGACAAAUCCGCAGACUCCCAUCCCCCCCAGGACUCUGACACCUCCCCUCGUGCCACAAAUGACCUUGUUCUGCGCAGAGCGCGUCAUCAACAUCUUUCUGGGGACAGUGAACGAAGGAGGACAGGGGGGAAGGUCAUCAAAUCAGCAUCCACCACAGCUCUUUCUGUCAUGAUACCAACAGUUGAACAGCACAGUAGCUCUCCCUUGGUGAGUCCCAUGUCCCCACGGUCUCUCUCAUCUAACCCAUCUUCACGGGACUCCUCUCCCAGCCGUGACUACACCCCAGCAGUGAGCAGCCUCCGUUCCCCUAUCACCAUCCAGCGAUCUGGAAAGAAGUACGGCUUCACCCUAAGAGCUAUUCGAGUGUACAUGGGUGAAAGUGAUGUCUACAGUGUACAACAUAUUGUCUGGCAUGUGGAAGAAGGAGGCCCUGCACAUGAGGCCGGUCUGUGUGCCGGGGACCUCAUCACACAUGUUAAUGGAGAGGCUGUUCAUGGCUUAGUACACACAGAGGUGGUGGAACUAAUUCUGAAGAGUGGUAAUAAGGUCCUGGUCACUACCACACCUUUUGAGAACACAUCAAUCAGAACCGGUCCAGCCAGGAGAAGCAGCUACCGAGCCAAGAUGGCCAGGAGAAGCAAGAGGAAUACAGCCAGGGAAGGACAGGAGAGUAAGAAGCGCAGUUCUCUGUUCCGUAAGAUCACAAAGCAGUCUAACCUGCUUCACACAAGCCGCUCUCUCUCCUCUCUCAGCCGCUCCCUUUCCUCCAGUGACAGUCUCCCAGGAUCUCCUACGCACAGCCUCUCCGCACGAUCCCCCACUCACAGCUACCGCUCCAUGGAUUCUGCUUACUUAGGUGCUUCUUCACAGGGCAGUUCUCCUUCCUCAAGUACCCCUAACUCUCCUGCUCCUCCCCCUCCUCCCACCUCUUCUGCUUCAACAUCUUCCACAUCUUCCUCCCCUGCACCACCAUCACCCCAUAUCCGCCCAAGCACCCUGCAUGGCCUUUCUCCUAAACUGCACAGGCAAUACCGAUCAGCACGUUGCAAGUCUGCAGGUAACAUGCCACUCUCUCCCCUUGCACACACACCUUCCCCUACCACUGCUUCACCCCCUCUCCUUCCAAGUCACAGUGUUGGGAGUAGUCUAACUACUCAGAGCUUUCCCCCAAAAUUACACCCUUCCCCACCAGUUUCACGUCCACGUCCAAAGAGUGCUGAGCCUCCCCGCUCUCCACUGCUUAAAAGGGUGCAGUCUGCAGAAAAACUUGGAGGUGGGGGAGGUGGUAGUGGUUCACCAAGGAAACAAGAACCAGGAGGGGGAGGACUUGUACAAGAGGGAGAAGUGGCUGAUACAUUGGGGGUUAGAACUCAGGCAGUGAGGAGAGUUGGAAGACAGGAGUCUCCCCGAAGCCUUUGUGUAGGGGAUAGUCUGUUGGGGGAAGGUAUGGAACGGCUUGAAAUGGAGGUAGGCAUGGUGGUAUCACAAGGAGAGGGUCAGAAGAGUGUGGAGAGUAAAAUCCAGGGAGCAGGCAAAGUCACUGUGGCAUCAAGAAGUACUCCCCCCUUCUCUCCCCAGGAGGCCCCUGCAGCUUUACCAUCAACCCUACCUUCACAGAGUGAGCCUUCACAUGCUAUGGUAGGAAGGUGCCAGGUGAAAACACUAAGCCCUGUGCAGGAACAUGAAGGAAGGAGGGGUGAAGGAGAAGAAGGGGGACUAGAGGGAGAUUGUCGUAAAGGGGAAAGAGGGGAAGAUGAUGAAGAGGAAAGAGUGGGUAGAAAGGAACAGUGGUAUCUAGAAGUGGUUGAAGAGCUAACCACAAUGGGUAAAAGUACCCCCCAUGCUACCCUAAAAAGUACUACCAUUCAUCCCACAACAGAUCCAGCAAUCUAUCACAGUUCUUCCUCUCAAUCUGGAAGGGAUAAAGAAACAGAUAUUAAUCAAAUAAAGUACUCUCUUUCUCAUUCAGCAGAGAUGAAGCCUGAUCCUCCCCAUUUGUUAAAGAACAAAAAGAUUGAGGCACAGUCCAUAAAAGGUUCAGACUGUAGUGCAUCGUUGACUGCUUCACUCCCCUGCAAUAGGGUAAAUGAACUAGAUUGUGUCUCCGUAAAAGCUGGUCCUAUUCAGAAUGUAAGUCCAAAGACCUGUCAAGAUAGAAAGGAAAAAGCAACUGAUAAUAAAUGUUUAAAAAAUACUUCACUUUCUGAACCUACAGUAAAAAGCACUGGAAAUUCUCAAAAAAAUCCAUCACAGCAUAGAAUAAAAGAGCUGGAGUCAGCUCUAGUAAAGACUGACCCUGACCAAAUUCUACCUUCUUGUCCUUUUAAGGGUCAGCCUACAAAGGUUGUUGACCCUUCCCAUCCUACAACUGACAGUACCAGAGAAAAUAAUCUUUCAUCUGGGGGAAUAUGUAGACCACAGUCUCUUCCCCCAAUAGGUGAAAUUGUCCCUUUGAUAAAUAUUAGAAUAAAUGGAAAAGAAGGUUCUAUACCUAGGGUAGCUACUGCUCCAACAAUAACUGCAGUGAAUGGAGCAGAAAGUGAACAGACAAAAAGGGGCACUAACAUACAAACUAUUACUAGGGUUAAUGGUUCUGAAAGUGACCAAACAGUGGUAAAUGCUAAUGUCACUACUAGUAACAGGGUAAAUAAAUCAGAAAGUGAACCGGCAAAGCAGGUUACUUCUGCCCCAAUUAAUAUAAGAAUGAAUGGAACAGAAUGUUACCUAACCAAACCAAACUCUGAAACUCCAAAGACUCAUGUGGUAAGUUGUGCAGAAAACAACAAGAAAAGGGUGAACCCUUUAUCACCAACUAAUAAUAGGAUAAGUGGAGUAGCUAGCUGCACAACCUCAUCUUCAACGGAUAGUAGGGUGUCUGAAGCAGAAACUACCCAGGCAAGGUUGACAAACACUAUUCAAAUUAAUAAUGUGGUCCCUGGACUAGCAGGUGAUAAACCAAGGCCCUCUGUUAAUUGUAAUAUGAACAGUUCCCUGGGUGAUAAGCCUAGGACUCCUACUCCAACUAAUGCCACAAAAACUGUGAGUGACCAGUCCAGAGUUAGUUCUACUGUUUUAACUAAUAAUAAGGCUUGUGAGGCAGAGGUUACCAAGAUAAGUGUCUCCUUAAGUAGUAAGAGUGUCAGUGGAGCGGAAAAGGGCCAUACAAGAAUGACCACCUCUCCCCCAGCUAUUAAUCAAGUGACUGAAACAGUGUCUUUACAGAAAAGAGAUCCCUCUCUAUCUGUAAGUAAUGUUAUGUCUCUAGAGGAUGAUUCUUCUAAAAAGUCCCCUAUACCUAUUAGGGUCAGUGGAGCUCAGAGUGGUCAAGAACCAAGUGGAAUGUCUGCUCCCUCCAAAUCUACCAGCUCUCAAGCAGUGCUCCCAACCACAAGUCAACGUCCUUCAUAA
Bombina bombina (fire-bellied toad) is the source of this 6352-nucleotide messenger RNA. RefSeq names its product microtubule associated serine/threonine kinase 1 (gene MAST1). The transcript has 26 exons. Lineage: Eukaryota; Metazoa; Chordata; Amphibia; Anura; Bombinatoridae. Gene Ontology annotation, molecular function: ATP binding; protein serine/threonine kinase activity; magnesium ion binding. The record is from RefSeq and is a predicted model, not a curated record. Gene Ontology annotation, biological process: peptidyl-serine phosphorylation; intracellular signal transduction. Bases 461 to 6352 code for a protein of 1963 amino acids.